AAGCUGUAAGUAAAAAAUUAAUUGAAAUUUAGAAAUAAAUUCACACUCCAAUUAUUCCAUUCAAUCGAUUAGAAAAACAUAUGAUUCUAAUCAAAUGUUAUUUCUUUAUAUUUUCUAUGAUGAUUAUUCUUCAAGAAUAAAUGUUUAUUUUACUUGAGUUUUUCGAACUAAUCAAUAUCUACUUAAAGAUAAAUUAAAACGAUCUGAAACUUUUCUAGAUUCAAAUAUUGAUUAAAUAAGCAUAUCUUUGAGCUUAAGCAUCUCUUUUUUUUUUGUACUAUUGACAAGAGUAAAACAUGAGAUAUCAAUUUAUAUUCAAUCUUCAGGAAGGUUUUUUUAAUGAAUUAUAGACUAUUAAAACUGACUUUAAUCGAUUCUUAAAAUAUUUAAACUAAACUUGGAGGAACGAUACGCCGGACAUGAUAGAAGAUCCAUAGUCUUUUAUUACGACAAAGAGUUUACUACGUUUAUUUAUAUUUUAAAGUCAUAUCAAUGUUGAAAUUUAUAAAAAAAAAAAAUCUGCAAACAAGGCGUCUAUAAACUUAGUUUUAACUUCGAAAAAACUAUUAACUUUCUUUUUAGGUUCAAGAUCAACUUGAACGUGUUUGUAAAUUCAAUUGUACAUUACGUCAAAAGAAUACAUUUUCUACUAAUCAAACUCAACGAUUAAUGGUCGAAAAAUUGGAUUUAGAAGUUCAACUUAAAGAAAAAGAAAAUUUUAUAAAUCAUAUGAAAGAUCGUGUUACUGAUGAACUUACUAGUCCAACAUCACCUAUAAAUCCAAUAAAUGAUUUUACAACACUUGAAGCUAAUCAACCACGAUUUUCAUUUGAAGAAUUACGACAAUUAUUAUGGGAACGAAAUGAUUUAAAAACAAAAUUAAUGGAAGUUGAAGAAGAAUUACGAUUAUUUAAAGAACAAGAAGAUGAUAAUAAUGGCGCUGUCGAGGGUCCAAUUCCAUUAGAACCUGAUGAAAAAUUAUAUGGUCAUAAACGUGAUGUAUCAAAAAUUCGUCAAUUUAUAAAAUUUUUUUUAUUCUCUCCUAUUAUUGUUUGCUUUGCAUUUGUCUCACUGUGCUUAAAUUCAUUGUUUCCAUCAACUCAACCAUCAUCAUCAUCAUUUAAAAAAAAGACUCCAGUUAACUUAUUAGCAACUCCAUCGACACCGAUAAGAUCAAAUGUAACUUCUGGUCGAUCUUAUUCAACAUUUUCUUUACCAUCUGUCGAACCGAAACCUCCAUGA
This is a messenger RNA of Rotaria sordida, 1242 nucleotides long. Lineage: Eukaryota; Metazoa; Rotifera; Eurotatoria; Philodinida; Philodinidae. The record is from the annotation of a GenBank genome assembly.